GUUAAGUGGUGGCAUGUAGCCAUUAGACUUGUGUUGUUAGAGAUUACAUAUUCUUCCUCAUGUUGUUACUGAGACCUAUGUUCUAACCCGUGUUUUUACUGCAGGUAAAGAAGAGUGGAAUCACGCUCAGCCAGGAGGAGCGGAAAAGACAAGAGGCCAUAUUUGAGUUGAUAUCGUCAGAACACUCCUACCUCCACAGUCUGGAGGUUCUGAUCCAGAUGUUUCAGAACUCAGCGGAGCUCAGUGACACCAUGACCAAGACCGAGCACCACCACCUCUUCUCCAACAUCACAGACGUGUGUGAGGCCAGCAAGAAGUUCUUUAAAGAGCUAGAGGACAUGCACCAGCAGAACGUUGUUAUAGAUGACAUCAGUGACAUCGUGUUCAGACACGCCCAGUCCAACUUUGACCCCUACAUCACCUACUGCUCCAAUGAGGUUUACCAGCAGAGGACCCUACAGAGGCUAGUUAGUAAGAGUCCAGUGUUUAAGGAGAUGUUGACUCGUAUUGAGGGCCACCCAGACUGCAGGAAUCUCCCAAUGAUCUCCUUCCUAAUCCUUCCCAUGCAGAGGGUCACCCGCCUGCCUCUGCUGAUGGACGUCAUUUGUCAGAAGGCUUCUAAAGGCUCAACUCAGUAUGAGGCCUGUAAGAAAGCCCUUCAAUCAGUCAGCAAGGUGGUGCGUAAGUGUAACGAAGGGGCCCGUACCAUGGAGAGAACAGAAAUGAUGUACACCAUCAACUCCCAACUGGACUUUAAGAUCAAGCCCUUCCCAUUGGUGUCGUCCUCUAGGUGGAUGGUGAAACGAGGGGAGCUCACAGCCUUCGUGGAGGAGAACGGCAUCUUCUCCAAGAGGACGUCACGUCAUCAGGUCUACUUCUUCCUCUUCAAUGACGUCCUCAUCCUCACCAGGAAGAAGAGUGAGGACAGCUAUGCAGUGAUAGACUAUGCUCUGAGGGACCAUAUCUGGGUGGGACCCUGCCAGGCCCAGGAUAUCAACCUAUCACCCGUCAGAACCACCGCUGGAAUGCUGACAUCACGGCAUCCCGGGGCCAGCCACCUCUUCCGCCUGCGUUUCCGUAGCAACCAUUCCGGAGACAAGGUGCCCAUGGUCCUGGGGGUGGAGCUAAUGAACGAGUGUGCUCGCUGGAUCACUGCUCUGGGUCAGAGCAGCAAUGACGAGAAGAACCAAGACCGGACCAAUGCCAUGCAGGUGGUGGUGACGAGGACGUACACAGCCAAGCAGCCUGAUGAGCUGUCACUGCAGGUGGCUGACGUGGUCCUGGUGUCACAGACUGUGGAGGAUGGCUGGUAUGAGGGCGAGCGACUCCGUGAUGGCGAGAGGGGUUGGUUCCUGUCAGAAUGUGCUGAACCAAUCACGUGCCAGGCCACUAUUGAGCGCAACAUGCAGAGGAUGGACCGUCUCCAAGGGCUGGAAACCAAUGUGUGAUCUGGAACGGCAGGCUCCACCCACUAAUUACACAAGUGACCUGCCUGUUCUCAGACAGACCAAUGAGUGAACCUUAUGCCGAAGACGGCCUUUGACGUUGAGCGGACCGUCACUGAAUACACCCAUUUGAAAGUCUUUGGUCAACAGAGCGACGUGUGAGCUCUUUCCACCAGCGACUGAAUACACCAAUGAGCUGCCUUCAAGCACUAUCAACCAAUGAGAGAGCUGACUUGACACUAAAUUCACCAAUAGAAUCUCUCCGUGGGUCAACAGACACAUGUAUGUGUGAGCCUUGCCUGCUGACUGUGUCUAUUAGAAUGGGGUUUUUGAUUGUUACCCAUGUAACGUUCUCCGCCUUCUACCGGUCUAUAUCGUAAGGACAUUUGACCUUUUGACCUGUCAACAACACUCUGAUUCCUCCCACUGAUGGGAGACUGGCCAACCACUGCCCGCGUAACUGUUUAUUUUGGGCCCCCGAAGGACAUCCCCCUUGGACACACACAUGACAUGCUGGGGUCAAAGUUUAAAACUGCCACAUACAGAGUGGACACCUAUAGCAGGACAGCGCAUUCAAACUGAUGGACACGGAUUCAUUUGAUUAACUAUUUCCUUCUGGAAAAACUCCCCAGAAGUUUCCGGGAAUGAAACGUACCCUCUCUACUACAUAGUAACUAACAAUUUAAAGGAACAAAACAACUAUGGUGAUGAUCUGUAUAUAUAUAUAUAUAUUUGUUUUAAUUGUCAUGCUUUUUAAAAUGCCUGGUUGUCCUGAUGUGAUGAUGAAUUGGCUGAGUGUAUGGAGCCAACAUGGCUCAGUGUCCAGUUCAGUUUCACCUCUGCUCUGUGGUCAGGCUAUAGUGUGUGACGAGACUGAUGGGGAAGAGGCUCAGAUACACAAAUGGAACAGUAUUUUCCAACUUAUCUGUGUGUGCAGCUGGGAGGCCAUUUGUAAUGUAACUGAAUGUGACAAAUGUUCCAAAAUGGCCAAAUAACCCGUUCCUGUGUGGUUAGUAGGAGGCUGUGUGACUGCUGAAGAGGCUGAAUGUACAGUAAGGAGCCAAAAUGGUGGACUGAACGGUCCAGUUUCCAGACUUCCCUCUGGUUAGAAGGUUACAGUAUAGCGAGGCUGAAUGUUAUGAUGGUCUACAAAGGCAAAAAAAACUCCCACCAUCAUGCCUGCUCCCGAUUCCCAAGCCCUGCUCCCGAUUCCCAAGCCCUGCUCCCGAUUCCCAAGCCCUGCUCCCGAUUCCCAAGCCCUGCUCCCGAUUCCCAAACCCUGCUCCCGAUUCCCAAGCCCUGCUCCCGAUUCCCAAGCCCUGCUCCCGAUUCACAAGCCCUGCUCCCGAUUCCCAAGCCCUGCUCCCGAUUCCCAAGCCCUGCUCCCGAUUCCCAAGCCCUGCUCCCGAUUCACAAGCCCUGCUCCCGAUUCACAAGCCCUGCUCCCGAUUCCCAAGCCCUGCUCCCGAUUCCCAAGCCCUGCUCCCGAUUCCCAAACCCUGCUCCCGAUUCCCAACCUGUAACCAUUUUAGAUGCCUAAAACUAUUAGACAGGUAUUAGCAAUAUGGGUGUACCUCCACCUUGGUCUCAGCUUUGUUCAACUGACCCAUAUAGUCCUACGCAGUCCUUUCAGAGGGACACAAUGCAUAGGGGCUGGAAGUUGAUCUGUAAUUGGGCACUUUGUCUCUAGCUUAAUGUCACUUUACAUAAAUAGAACCAUUUCCGUCCCACAGACCUCCGUCAGUCUGCCACUCGGUGUGAUUAUGCUCAGUGAUGCCCAGUGAUGUCAGAGAUGGACGUUUUAAAAAUACUCUCCUUAUGAUUUCGGUGACGUGCGGCAGGAGAGAAAAUGAAAUGGUGUGACGCUCUCUGUUCUAAAACUGGAAAAGCCAGCUGUGGUUGUAACUUGAUUGUCCAGCAGGAUCUCUUUAAGUGUGUAAUGUUGUGUGUAAUGUUGUCUCACAUCGCUGAAGGAAACAAGUAAUGUCCUGGUCAGCUUCCUGUUGAACUACCGUUCAUCAAACCAGACCACUACUCUCCAUGUGGUCUGACCCAGACAAAAAGCUUUGCACUCAGGGAAAACUGAUACCACAUGAAUUUAACCAAUGUUAAUCAUUCAUGUAAAUAUGUAACUAAUAGCAACCUCUGUUUAAACAUGUAUGUAAUCCACGGCUAUAGAUUUAUAUUGUAGAUGAUGAAGCCUUUGGAUAUUUAAUCCACUUUUUUUAGUUUCUUUUGUGUUUUUAUACCCCGUUUUCUCCGCAAUUUCGUGGUUUCCAAUUGGCUCAUCGCUGCACCUUCCGUAUGGACUCGGGAGAGGGGAAGGUCAAGAGCCGUGCGUCCUCCGAAACCUAACCAGGGUGCACUGCUUCUUGACACAAUGCCCACUUAAGCCAGCAGCACCAAUGUGUCAAAGGAAACACCGUACACCUGGUGACCGUGUCAGCGUGCACUGCGCCCGGCAAGCCACAGGAGUUGCUAGUGCGUGAUGGGUAAAGGACAUCCCCACUCGGGAGGCUCUUUUAAUCUAUACUUAACUAACGCACAAAAAGUCUAUUUUGCUCAAAUGUGUUUACAUCCCUGUUAGGGAGCAUUUCUCCUUUGUCAAGGUAAUAAUGCCAUUUUGUGGGGAAAAACUCAUUCUGAUUGGCUGAGCCCAGCUCCCCGUGAAAUCCAUAGAUUAGGGCCUAAUGAAUUUAUUUCAGUUGACUGAUUUCCUGAUAUGAACUGUAACUACGUCAAAUUGUUAAUUGUUGUAUUUACUCUUGUUCAGUAUAUAUUUCUUUUUAAUAAAAGUCCCUUGGCAUAUUU
Molecule: messenger RNA, 4256 nt
Organism: Salvelinus namaycush (lake trout)
Lineage: Eukaryota; Metazoa; Chordata; Actinopteri; Salmoniformes; Salmonidae
Product: rho guanine nucleotide exchange factor 26-like
Exons: 11
Coding region: 219-1448 (409 amino acids)
Biological process (GO): activation of GTPase activity
Molecular function (GO): guanyl-nucleotide exchange factor activity; protein binding
Source: RefSeq, a predicted model, not a curated record